Messenger RNA from Rhopalosiphum maidis (corn leaf aphid), 1057 nucleotides. RefSeq lists its product as uncharacterized. The record is from RefSeq and is a predicted model, not a curated record. The transcript has 3 exons. Lineage: Eukaryota; Metazoa; Arthropoda; Insecta; Hemiptera; Aphididae. Bases 146 to 898 code for a protein of 250 amino acids.
CACACCGGAGACUGCGAGCGAUAACUGGACCUUUUUCAUUUCAACGAAAGAAAUCAGUGUUGUUUUUUAUUUGGAUUCGUGUGAUUAACACCUUCUAUUUUUAUUAAGACAACUACAGCUUAGCGAAUUCAACAGCGAAUAAGAUAUGUCCAAAAAGGUAGCUCAAGAUCCUAAUAGCUUCAGGAUUCAGCCGAUAAAACGUGAGCCACAAAAUAUACUACCCAAACUUAAUGAAUACAUCAAACAAAAACACGAUAUUGUACAUGAACAUAACGUUAAACAAGAACAUGUUGACGAAUCUACAGAAUCUAAGCUUUAUUAUAAUAGGAAUGACAGUCAAUCUACUAAUCAGUAUUAUACGAAAGACUUUAAAAAUACUAAAGCAAAUAUUAAAUUUCAAAUAAAUACUAAAGUGGAUGUAUUUAACGAUUCCGAGUAUGAAAGUUUUUUUAUGCGUGAUAACAGUUAUGUGCCAUCGGUUGCGUCCUCAACAUAUUAUAACAUUAACUCGCACAUUGAAAACAAACCUACGAAUUUCAAUCUUAAAAUUGAAUCCUCAACUGAAACUUAUAUGCCAACUAAACACAAAGUGAUUAAGUCUGAGCAAAAAAAAAAUCAGACAAAAAAUGAAGUGAACGUAAUUGACAAUGCUGUAUUUGAAAAACACGUUAUUCAUAAUGACAAAUUUAGGCCAUCAGUUGAGUCUACGACAUAUGACAUUGAGUCACACGUUGAAAUAAAUCCUAGAAAUUUGAAUAUCAAUCAUAACAUUAAUGCUUCGACUAAGACUUUAAAACCGACUAAACACAAAACGGUUACAUACGAAAAUAAUACUCAAAUAAAAACUGAAAUAGAUAUAAUUGACGAUACAAUGUAUGAAAGUUUUUUUUAUGUGUGAUGACAAUUAUGUGCCAUCCGUUGUGUCCUCCAAAUAUUAUGGCAUCAACUCACAUAUCAAAAACGAUCACAACAAUAAUUGCCAUCUCAACAUUAAAGACUCAACUAAAACUUUUAUUCCAAUUAAAAAAAAAAUCGAGAACAUUAAAAGAAAAUUCAG